Scatophagus argus is the source of this 2962-nucleotide messenger RNA. Its product is annotated as sphingomyelin synthase-related protein 1-like. The transcript is spliced from 6 exons. Gene Ontology annotation, cellular component: endoplasmic reticulum membrane; Golgi membrane. Gene Ontology annotation, molecular function: protein binding; sphingomyelin synthase activity; ceramide cholinephosphotransferase activity. Bases 247 to 1551 code for a protein of 434 amino acids. Lineage: Eukaryota; Metazoa; Chordata; Actinopteri; Scatophagidae. The record is from RefSeq and is a predicted model, not a curated record. Gene Ontology annotation, biological process: ceramide biosynthetic process.
UAAGCUAGCAAAUGGCUUGGUAGCUAACUUUAGCCAGCACUAAAUUAGCCUAGUGGGGCAGGGUUGUUGAGAUAGAAGAAAGGAUGCUUUCGUUUGGUUUCAUGUCUACCCCAUUAAUGCUUGUGGUUACACACACCGUCUUGUACCAUGUUGGCUAAUUAUCUUACAAGAUACAAAAAGAUGUCAGUAGGAUUAGCUCCUGGCCCCACCUUACUGACAGCCGGGGAUGUCGGUUGAUGCAGUUGCAUGUUUUUCUUAUUGGAUAAAGUUAAUCUACGGACCGCUUGUAAACCACAAAAGCUAUGCCCUCAGAGUGAAAAGGAAAUGAUACAGCUCAGUGUCCGUCGCUGGACGCCCAAACACGUCGCCAAAUGGCUGAAGGAAGAGGGCUUCUGUGACUACGUGGACCUGCUGUGCAACAAGCACCGACUGGAUGGCACCAGUCUGCUCGCCCUCAGUGAGUAUGACCUCCGAUCACCCCCUCUGGAGCUCAAGGUCCUGGGGGACAUCAAGCGGCUGAUGGUGUCCAUCCGGAAACUCCAGAAACAGAACAUAGACGUGUUAGAAGAGCUGGGCCUUCCCUUUGAUGGCCACUCUCCUACAGGCUCCGGAGGCAGUUUGGACUGGCUGUGUAAUGGAGAGUCAGGCAGAGACUGUGAUAGCACUGACACUGCUCCAGUGGGAGAGGAGUAUCACCAGUACACUAAUGGGAAGUACAAGCAACAGACAAGGCGCCUGGAUCCAGAGUACUGGAAGACAGUGCUUAGCUCCAUCUAUGUGGUGUUUGUGUUUGGAUUCACGUCCUUUGUCAUGGUCAUCGUGCAUGAGAGGGUGCCUGACAUGCGCACAUACCCUCCACUGCCAGAUAUCUUCCUUGACAGUGUGCCCAGAAUACCAUGGGCCUUUGCUAUGGCUGAAGCAUGUGGAGUGAUCCUCUGUAAUAUCUGGUUGCUGGUUCUGUUGCUCCACAAACACAGGUCGAUCCUUUUGCGGCGCAUGUGCAGCCUCAUGGGGACGGUGUUCAUGCUGCGCUGUAUCACCAUGUUUGUCACCUCCCUGUCUGUGCCAGGACAGCACCUGCAAUGCUCAGGAAAGAUGUACGGUGACAUGUGGGCCAAACUGCAGCGCGCUGUAGCCAUCUGGAGCGGUUUUGGGAUGACCCUGACCGGAGUGCAUACGUGUGGUGACUACAUGUUCAGUGGCCACACUGUGGUCCUUACCAUGCUCAACUUCUUUGUCACAGAGUACACUCCACGGAGCUGGAAUUUCAUUCACACGUUGUCCUGGGUCCUGAAUCUCUUUGGCAUCUUCUUCAUCCUGGCUGCACACGAGCACUACUCCAUCGACGUGUUCAUAGCGUUUUACAUCACUACCAGACUCUUCCUGUACUACCACACUCUGGCCAACACCCGGGCCUACCAGCAGAGUCGACGAGCUCGCAUCUGGUUCCCCAUGUUCUCCUUCUUUGAGUGCAAUGUGAACGGGCCUGUCCCCAAUGAGUACUGCUGGCCCUUCUCUAGACCUGCUGUGAUGAGGAGGCUGAUUGGAUAAUGAGCAGCAUUAGCGUUAUGCUUCUUAGCCUGUGCUGUUUCUGUGUCUGCUUUGUCAAGUUGCCAACUGAGGUGUGAUCAUCAACAAAGAUAACUGAUGUGAUCCUGUUAGCAUCGAGGCCUGAUUGGAUACAUAGAGCCAUACAUUCUUAUAAUCUCGAUCUCACCUUCUAACCUGCUUCCUUGAAACCGUAUUUACCAUAUUAGGCGGAGUGGGGAUAUGUCUCAUUUGUUGGUUGCUUGUUUUUCUUCUAUAAAGAUGUAUCAUUUUAUGUAGCAUGGGCUGCAUUUUUCAGUAAUUUGCAGCUUACUCAUCUGUCAAAGUAUUUUGUUUGCACAUGACAGAAAGAAGCCACAUCAAAAAAUCUCAGACGGAGAGUGUUACCUAAACCUUCUCAGCAGUUUUUUUAUUUUCUGUGCAAUCACAGUACCUGAUAAUUUCAAGGCUUGGAUCCAUAUUCUUGACUGAAAAUAUGUCUGACCAGCCGCUGUGUAGUUUAUGGAAACAUAACACUACGGACCACUGUUAAAGCAAUAUUUAAAGAUCUACAUUUCAUAUAUUAUCAGUGAUGAAAACCUUUUUCAUUCCUGGAGAUUGCGACCAUUUUAACAGCAUUACUAAAUGUUCUCAGAGUAAUUCAUUGCUCAUUGAAAGAAACGGUAAAGUACAACAGACCUCUGUUGAUAUUAUUCACUUAGCUAUGGCCUCUUCCUUACCAGACCUAGAAAAGAUGCAUUCAAGGAAACGUCAGUAUAAGCCAAAACAGGGAAUAACAAAGAUUUUUCCAGCUGUCUUAAAUAUAAUUCCAUUUGCCAAUUACCUUGAGUGUCACAAUAGGUUUAUCUGUGUAAAAAUUUCCCAAAUCUUUAAUGUUUACCGUUGGAUAGUUCUAUAGUGUUUUUUUUAAAAAAUCACCAUAAGAGUGUAAAUGACCAGACUUGCAUAGAAAGUGAGCUUUCCCUAAUCCGUUAACAUUAGUCUAUAGUAAUAGUUCUUUAAAAGGACCCUUAAAUUUGUAUGUAUUUGUUUAUAUUAAUUUAUUUCAUUUUGUAAAUGUCGAUAGGUAUUUUUAUAUUUCAUAUACAGUGUUAUAGCAACAUGCACAUGGAGAAAUAUGUUUACAGUUGCUCUUAACUAUGUAUUUGUUUGAAACACAAUGUGCUUUUUAAGUGUAAUAUUUAUUUCAGAUUGGCCUCUACACUUCAUAUAGUGAAACUUGCCAGAUGUAAUUGAUUUGGUCAUUACAGCAUGUUAAAAACAUGAUUAUUUUAAGUGGAGUUGACAUGCUGCAACACGUCCUUUCAUUGAAGAAUGAUGCUGUUGCAUUCAUGUGCUCCUGCAGAGCCACAUUACUCGUUUCAUGUCUCCUUCAGUCAUUUUCAUCAUUAAAGAACUGACAUCAAAGACCAGA